Bursaphelenchus okinawaensis is the source of this 6755-nucleotide messenger RNA. NCBI's taxonomy places the organism in Eukaryota, Metazoa, Nematoda, Chromadorea, Rhabditida, Aphelenchoididae. The record is from the annotation of a GenBank genome assembly.
AUGUUCGCUUGGUUGGCUUUUAGCAGUUUAGUGGUAACUGUAAUCAGCGGAUUGGGAGAGUUGGAGGUUUGUAAUGAUGUCAAUAAGACAACGUAUCUAAGGACGGAGAAGGUGUUGACGAUUGAAGAACCUCUGGCACUGCUAACAGAUGUCACGUUGAGUCACUGUGCUAAAGAGUGUACGAGGAAUAGUAAUGUAAGUUUGUGGUGGUUUUAAGUUUAAAUUGUUGUUCUUUUUAUAUUUCAAUAUUUAAAAACAUGCCAAUUUUAUUAUUUUAGGUAUAGUUUUAGCUUUUUUCUUUAAUUUUUAAUUAAUUUUAGCACUUUUUACUGUAUUAUUGUAGGGAGUGGAAUGUAAAACUUUUGAAUACAACGCCCAGCGGCAAACCUGUGCCUUGAAAAGGAAUUCAGCUCAACCGGUUGGGAAAGCUGUCUUGAUGCCAGCUACGACUAAUGGGCUGGCAUUGUUCCAGCAAAUUUGUAUUCCAAGUAGGUUUACUUUACUUUACAAUGUAAGAAAUACAUUUUGGUUUUAAAUGCUACAAAAUUUGGCUACAAAUUGUUUGUGUAGUUUUGGCUUAUGAUAUUGUAGUAGUUUGUCAAUUUUUACGUAACAAAUGGUGAUUUUUAAAAAGUUCUGACUAUGAAUGCAAAGUAAUGUAAACUAUAACUUCAGCAAACAACUUAUGUGUAGCACCGUACAGUUUCGAGCGAUUUCCUCAAAAGGUUCUGACCGGUCAUGCGAUGGAAGUUAUCCUAGUCAAAAGCCUAUCUCAAUGUCUUCAAGAAUGUCUGGAGUCAAGGGAACGGAUGCAUAUUGACUGUAAGAGUGUCAUGUAUUACUACGAGACAGGAGAGUGUAUUAUGAACAGAGAACAACGUAAAACAGCACCACACAUGUUUUCGUCUGAUACCAAGUUUCAACUGGUCGAUUAUUUUGAGAAUAACUGUUUUGAUGGUAAGUUCUUGAGGUAAAGGAUGUUCUUUAGGUAAAAGGUAGCUUGAGUUAGGGAAAAUACAUUUAAAAGGGAUUUUUUUGUAAAUAUUAUACAUUAUGUUAACUUUGCUGUUGUAGUUCAAUGUGCAGAAGGCUACAAAGUGCAUUGGAUUCGUAUGGAUGACUUCGAGAUAGGAGAAGAUAAAGAUGUUAUAAUGGGAGGAUUGUCUAAUGAAGAGUGCAAGAAAGCAUGUAACGUAUGUUAACUUAAAUAGCUAACGAUGAACACUGAUCAUGCAUUAGUUGCUACAUAUAUACUUAUAAAAUACUUAUUCUGUUCCAAUAUGAAAUUUUUUCUUUUCUAAUAUCAUAAUUUUUUCACUGUGGUCGAUAAAGGUACUAUGAUAUAGCCAUUGCAUUGCAGGACAACAUGGUAGGAUCAGAAGUGUUUCCAUGCAAAGCUUUUGUAUAUACAUCGACCAAGAAGGAGUGUAGAUUGUCAGCAGAGACGGGCAUGUUAAUAUCAUCUAAAAAGAGCUCAACUGGAGCUCUGAUCUCAGAGUUGAGUUCAAUAUCAGCUGGACAAUACCUGGAAAAGUUUUGUUUGCAAGGUAAAAUACGGCAUAACACAUAAUUUAUUUAUUUUACAUUUUUACCAUUAAUAUUACAGUAAAUUGGGUUUUUUGGUUUUGAAAACUUAAAAUUUGAUCCAGGAAGUAAAAUUUAUAUUAUUAUUGUGAUAAAUUUGAAUUUAGGACCAGCAAAAUGUAAAGACACGUCAUUUGACAUGAUUCCUAAUAGAAUGUUGGACAUAAGAGAGAAGGUGAUACCCACAAACAGCCUCAGCGAAUGUCUUUAUCACUGCUUGCAAUUGGCUGAAGAUUGUAAUUCUGUCAUGUUUUUUAAAGAUACGGUAGGCUUUAUGUUAUGAUACUGUUUUAUAUCCUUAUUUUAAUAUUUUAUAUUCUUAAAGAAACAUUUUGUAAAGUAAAAUACGAGAAGACUGUUAAACAAGCUAAAAAAGUUUAAAUGAUGUUUUAGGAUGAAUGUGUCUUGAACAAAAAGUCCCAAUUCUCUGAUCCAGACUUAUUUAAAUCAUCUACUAAAGUCGACUACUUUGACAAUGUUUGUGAUUAUGAAGUACGACCGGUAAAGUCGGUUGAGGAUACUGUAACUUCACUGACGGAUCCACCCAAAAUGAGGCCAAUGUUUAUGCCUAAUAUGUUGGUUACUGUAGAGAAUACGGUAGCUACAAAAAGCGGAGAAAAAGUAACUACAGUAGGAAUACAGGCAGAUGAGGUUACGGUAGCUACUACGCCUGCUCGGAGUAAAAAUGGAUGUGAGUCUUGGAUAUUUGGAAGUUCAAGUUUUGUUGAUGUGACUUAUGCUUACACAACUGACUUUUUAACUGUGAAUUGUCAUAUCUUAAAUUUCGAUUUCUUAAAGAAUAUUGAAGCUUGUAUUUUACAGUAAUCGAGACCGACUGUCGUCUAGACGGUAUCCAAGUAGAUGCCCACUUUGAAGAACUUUCAUCUGGAGCUAUUUUCAUCAAAGAUCACUCUUCGACCUGUCGAAAUACGUUUGAAGAUGUAAAAGCAGCCAGGUUGGAAAUACCGUAUCCUUCCACAUUGGACAGUAACCCUGAUUGUCCUGGAAUGGAGUUGGCUCCAAGCUUGUGGUCAUUCAUUGUUGUUGUACAGAAGAAUUCAAUGGGAAUACCAUCGUUGAUGACCGGGCAGGAUCGUAUCUUCAACGUAACCUGUGAUUACUCCAAUAUUGUGAAGAGCAGCGACAGGAAGACAGUGUAAGAUAUUGAAAAGUUUAGAAGGCUUUUGUUAUAGUCAAUGUUCAUAUACAGAAGGUGUUUUUUAUUGCGAUAAUAUACCUAAAACACUAUGAUGUAUAUUGUCUUUUAAUAUACCUAAACUACUAUAAUAUGCUAUAUUCAGACCUCAAUCUUCAUCUUCUGAUCCCCAAAAGCCUCAAUUCGAAGCUCCUCAUCAAGCCAAUUUGGAGAAAGUUGUAAUGUCGAUACUACGAGGUGGUGUUCCAGUUACUACAGUAAACUUGGGCGAAGAGUUGGAGCUGAAAUGGAUAAUAUCAGAAGAGUUGAAGAAGGGUGCUGAAGGUGAAAGAUUAGGGUUUUUGGUGGAGGAAUGCACGGCCGAGAGAUUGGAUGGCCUUCCACCUGAACCUGCUCCGUUACCAUUGAUUGUUGGAGGGUAUGUUAAUUUAAUAUAUAGUUGUAGUAAGUAAUGAUGAUCAUGGUCUUGAUAUAAUUUAGUUGCAUUAAGUUGUUCAAAUAAUUCUUUGCCGCAAAACCUAAAAAUUUAAUAUUAGUGAUAUUGUAGAUGUCCAGUAAAACGUGUUCAAGACCGACUGAUCAAAGGACCGGUCGAAGAGACGGCUGACGGUUUUAGUGCCAAGAUAAGAGUAUUUCGGUUCGAUGGAUCGAAGAGAGUUCGUAUACGAUGCUCUAUCAACAUUUGCGUGGAACGGUGUGAUCCGGUAGGAAUUAUACUUGCCAUACUACUGUAAUUACUAUCUUACACUGAAAGGCUUCUUAGAAUGAUAUUUGACCUUUUACAUAUUUAUAACACUAGGUUUCUUAAGAACUUCAGUAACAUAUAAUUGCUUUAGGUUAAUUGCGACGAGAUUAAUUCGUCAUCGCUGACGAGUUUCGGUCGUCGAAAACGUCAAACCAUCAAGGAAUUGGCGUCGAUGAUUGAACAAUACGAUAAGAUACGGAGUGAAGCCAUGCAUAAAAAGGUACCGUAAGCUUUGUGGUUAAUAAUGAUACAUUACUGUCGUAAACACCGUAUUUUUCUGACACUGUAACGGAAUAGAACGUAACGUAAAUUGUAAUAUACGAGAGCGCUGUUAGGAUAACGGUAGGGAAAAGGAGGAAUGUUGUGAUAGCUGGGCUAACUAGCGUUUUUUACAACAGAACUAGCUCGAGCUGUAGAAUCUUCUAUAUAUAAUGUAUUACUUGUCAUGUCAAAGGAAACCAGCUCUCUUAUAACGUCUUUCAGCUACUACAAGGAGAAACAAUAGAACAAAGUUUGGCACAAGGAUCGUUCACAAUAUUGGAUCCGUCUGGUGAAAAAGAAGGUCCGGCUGUCACUACGUUGCCAUUGAUUAAGACCACUAUGAUGAACUUGGUCAGUUCAGACGAGAACAAAGAAUUAAAACAGUUUGGAGAGGGUGUUCUCAAUAAUACGAUGGAAUGUGGUGAGAAUUAUAACAUUUUUUUAUAUCGUAUUUUAAACAAUAGAAGUUUGGUAACUGAGGUUUUAUAUUAACAUAGCUGAGUCUACAGCUGGAGUGUACUGUAUACAGCCAGCCGUUGUCAAAAAAUAGUGAACUUUUUUAUUUUCUACAUAACUUUUGUCGUAGUUAUCCGAUUCUUAUGAAACAAAGUUUGUUUUGGUAGCUGCUGAACCUACUAUCAUAACCAAAUGACAAAUUACUUAAAAUAUGUCAUCAUGACUCAAUAUAUAGAAACAAAAAAUUAAGGGUGGACAAAAAAUAGUGAACUUUUCUGAAUCCUAUCCCAAACAUCAUUAAAAAGGUAAAAUUUAAGUUUUUCUUGUUAUUACAUAUUGUUUUAGUUAAGAAUGAAUGGAAAAUAAUUAAAAUCGUUAAGUUUAAAAGUCAAGAAGGUGAUCUUUCGACGCAUCGAACAAGGCGACCUCAUGUACAACAUCGCAGAAGGUUUUUCAAUAAAUAAGGCUAUUGUUUCGCCUUAAAUGCUCCUAAAUGUGUUCAAUCGGGUUAAGAUAUAGAGUUUGUAAAUGCCAAAGCAAAAUACGAACUUUUAGUCUACUAAACAUAGAAUUUGCCUGUUGUGGUAUGUGCCUUGGGUCAUUGUCUUGUUGAAAAAAAUCCACCCCUUGGAAUUUUUACCUUAGUAAACGGAUGCAUAUGCUUCUCAAUACUGUCAGCGUAAGUUCUAUUAUCCAUCCACCCAUCAACAAGGACUAACGGACCAACUUGAGAUGAGGUAAAGAAAUCCGACACCAUGAUACUGCCACCUUGAUGUUUCAUGUUUAUUACCUGAUGCUUUAGGACAAAUCUUGUUACUUUUUUUUGCCUUGCACACACUCCACCUUGAUAUCCAAAUAAACCAAACUUGCUUUUGUCGGUCCACAACACUUUAUUCCGCACCUUCUCAGUCCACUUCUUAUGUUCACCUACCCAUUUCAAUCGGAUCGUCCGGUUCUUCUUCCUGAGCAACUGAUAUUUGGUCGAUUUUUUUGUUCUUCCGUUGUUUAAAAAGCUUUAUGGAUGUUAUUCUUCUUAUGACGCUUCCAAAUUAAAGAAAAUGUAAUUUUGUUUAUCGAAAAAUCUUCUGCGAUGUUGUACAUGAGGUCGCCUUGUUCGAUGCGUUGAAAGAUCACCUUUUUGACUUUUAAACUUAACGCUUUUAAUUAUUUUCCAUUCAUUCUUAACUAAAACAAUAUUUAAUAACAACAAAAACUUAAAUCUUACCUUUUUAAUGAUGUUUGGGAUAGGAUUCAGAAAAGUUCACUAUUUUUUGUCCACCCUUAAUUUUUUGUUUCUAUAUAUUGAGUCACGAUGACACAUUUUAGGUAAUUUGGUUAUGAUAGUAGGUUCAGCAGCUACCAAAACAAACUUUGUUUCAUAAGAAUCGGAUAACUACGACAAAAGUUAUGUAGAAAAUAAAAAAGUUCACUAUUUUUUGACAACGGCUGUAGGUACGGUGUACUCCAAAAAAUAGUUAUGUUAUCAUAUGAAAAGUAAUAAUUUUAAAGAUGAAUUCAGCUUUAAGAAAGUGGAUACUGUAAUCUAGCGAAAUUUUUAAUAAAUAGCUACUGUAAGACAACAAAAUUUGUAAGAAAAGGGUACUGUAAGCUAAUAAAAAUAUACUUUCAGCGAUAGAAAACUCGAAAAUCUGUCUUCGUCGACCGGUCGCAAUUGGUUUAAUGAUGGUAUUGACUGUACUAUUUGCUUCACAGAUGUUUACCUUCUUCUCAUGGCUUCAGAAUCGUCAAUCGAAUCUUCAUCUUAAUUCAGCUAGUGCCUUGAGUAAGUUAAUUAUGUGAUUUUAUUCAAAAUAUCGUAUUUUAGUAUGGAGUUUGUCAUAUUAUUUUGUAUUUUUACUAAGUUUUUUAAAGUAAUUGGCCUAUUUUCAUAUAAAAACGAAAAAAUUUAUUUUCUAAUUAUAUUGUGUUAGAUUAAUAUUAUAAGAAAUAGCCAUCGCUUUUAUAUGCUCAUUUGAAUGUGUUAAAAACCGUCAUAUUAACGGCUUCACACCUUUAAUCAGAUUGCGUAUUUCUAAAAGGUUAAUGUCGAGGUUAAUAUGUGGCUUUAGGUAACUCGUCAAUGUCCAUGUCCACCAGCUCUUCGCUCUCCACCUCAACUCGCGGCUCGUUAUAUUACGGUAGGCAGAUGUGAGAGGUGAUUUGGGUGAUUGUUAAGCUUUUUGAGGCAUUGCCGAUCAAUAACUUGAGAUAAUCCGGAUUUAUAUUGGUCGUAUAUUGAGAUAGGUUAUGUUGUAGUACAUUGAUAACCAGAUGUUUAAUAUUUGGUUGUUCACGUAAUUUUGUGCUCCUAACCCCGAAAAUUUUGCUUUGAGAGCAAGCACAGUAUUAUGUACACAGCCUAAUAGUAUAAUAAGGUAAAAAAUACUGUAGGAGGCUACAGUAACAUUACAUAGAAUUACAACAUUUUUUUAUAAAAUCAGUAGCUACAGUAGAUUAGCAACAUCAGUAGCCAGUAGAAGUUACAGUUUUUAGCAAAAGGCAACAAGCUUUUCAGAUCCAAAGCCAUCGUGGAGCCGAUCAAGUCGAAGCUGA